UUUCGGAGUUCCUGACUAAAUGGAUCUCCAAACAAUGAAGAGUUCCACUAAAGGGUUGUUACCGCGAUUACAAAACCAUGACCGCGGCUGCCGAAUUUGCCACCUGGUCAAGCCUUCUCCUUGUUGCUUUGUCGAGUAGUGGCAUUGCAUUGUACAUCAACAAUGUCCAGAAAACUCCAUAUAUGGAUGAGGUUUUUCAUGUUCCUCAAGUGCAGCAAUAUUGUAGUGGCAAUUUUAGUUCGUGGGAUCCCAUGAUAACAACAUUACCUGGUACAUACCUGGCCAGUGUAGGAGUCCUGUACCCAAUCUCAAUGGUAACACAGCAGCUCCUGGUGGAUAUGUGUACCACAAGUAUCCUUCGUGGUAUCAAUAUCCUGUUUACCACAGCCAACUGUUACCUGUUAUUGUGUAUCUACACUACUCUCCAUCCCCAGGUAACUCCAUGGAGAGCUGCUGCCAUAGCUACGACCUUGACAGUGUUUCCUGUGAUGUAUUUCUUCACCUUCCUCUACUACACAGACCCUGGAUCCAUAUUCUUUGUGCUGAUGAUGUAUUACUUCCACCUUCAGGGAUACAAACUGCUGGCAGCAAUGAUGGGUGUGGUGGCCAUAGUGUUUCGCCAAACUAACAUUAUAUGGGUGGUGUUUGUGGCUGGAUUGUCAACUCAAACUUGUAUCAUGGACUGGAUGAAAAUGGAGAAGAAGCCUUUGAAAUCUCAUGAUGGAAAUGAUUUAAGAAUUCUGAAGAGAUUUAUCAGUUUAGUUUGGGCCAAUUUGAGGAAACCAUCCCUGAUUUUGGAGUUACUACUCAAUAUCCUUAUAUCAACCUUUUGGUACAUAUGUGUUGGAGCUGGAUUCCUGUCAUUUAUUCGCCUUAAUGAUGGUAUUGUAGUUGGAGACAAGAGUCAUCAUCAAGCCUGCCUCAACUUCCCUCAGAUCUUCUACUUUUUGUCAGUUGCUCUUGUCUUUGCAGCCCCUCACAUGAUCUCUGUCCCAAAGAUUUUAAAUUUCAUCAAGUUUUCAAUUAAGAAUUUCAUACUGGUUUUGGCGUUUUGUUCUAUGUCUUUCAUCCUCAUCUAUAAAUUCACGUAUGUGCACAAGUACUUGUUAGCAGACAAUAGGCACUAUGUAUUCUAUGUGUGGUCCAAAAUCUUCCGACGUCAUGAAUAUGUCAAGUUUGCUUUAAUCCCUGUGUAUUACUAUGCAGCAUGGCAAGUCCAUGAGUGUCUGAAACAUAAGAAUGUUUUCUGGAAGUGCGUCUACCUAAUUUGCCUACUUGCAUGUACAGUGCCACAAAAGUUAAUGGAGUUUAGAUAUUUUAUAAUUCCAUAUUUAAUUCUGAGACUUAAUAUGAUUCAUGAAUCACUCGUUCAUACAGUGUUGGAGUUCAUUCUGUAUGCCUUAAUCAAUUCAGGCACCAUAUAUAUAUUUGGAGAAAAAACCUUCACAUGGGAAAACUCCAGUGAUGUACAGAGAUUCAUGUGGUGAAUAAAUAAUACACAACCAAAAGGA
Mizuhopecten yessoensis (Yesso scallop) is the source of this 1511-nucleotide messenger RNA. RefSeq names its product putative Dol-P-Glc:Glc(2)Man(9)GlcNAc(2)-PP-Dol alpha-1,2-glucosyltransferase. The record is from RefSeq and is a predicted model, not a curated record. Gene Ontology annotation, cellular component: endoplasmic reticulum. The transcript has 3 exons. Gene Ontology annotation, molecular function: dolichyl pyrophosphate Glc2Man9GlcNAc2 alpha-1,2-glucosyltransferase activity. Gene Ontology annotation, biological process: protein N-linked glycosylation; dolichol-linked oligosaccharide biosynthetic process. The coding region runs from base 78 to 1487 and encodes 469 amino acids. Lineage: Eukaryota; Metazoa; Mollusca; Bivalvia; Pectinida; Pectinidae.